This is a messenger RNA of Alternaria rosae, 1947 nucleotides long. RefSeq names its product SGNH hydrolase-type esterase domain-containing protein. The coding region runs from base 1 to 1947 and encodes 648 amino acids. The record is from RefSeq and is a predicted model, not a curated record. Lineage: Eukaryota; Fungi; Ascomycota; Dothideomycetes; Pleosporales; Pleosporaceae. The transcript is spliced from 6 exons.
AUGGGCAACCACGCGCUGAUUUACGGCGCUUCUGGAAUCUCAGGAUGGGCCAUUGUCAAUGCCAUCCUGAACGGAUAUCCUUCCAAAGAUGCCUUCUCCCGAGUCACAGCUAUGGUCAAUAGGCCAUUGACACGGGAGAUGGCUCUCUGGCCUGACGAUUCAAGACUGCAAAUCGUGUCUGGUGUCGACCUGGUCAAGGGGACACAGGAAGAGCUCGAGAAGCAAAUCAAAGAAAAGGUCAAAGAUGUCGAGACCGUGACUCAAGUGUACUUCUAUUCAUACAAGCAGAUCGACGAACCAGAAGCCGAGUGCAAGACCAACGAAGCGAUGUUGGAGCGUGCCGUGACCGCGAUCGAUCAUCUGUCCUCCAAACUAUCAUACGUACUUCUCCCAACAGGUACCAAAAUCUAUGGUUGCCAGAUGUUAGACAAGUUCCCAUUCGCGAACGACCUACCACUCAAGGAGACUCUGCCGCCUAUUCCCGAGCCGUACCUCUCCCAGCUAUUCUACUACAACCAAAUUGACUGCUUGAAACGCAUCUCCAAAGGGAAGAACUGGAGCUGGUGCGAGGUCCGACCGGACAACAUAAUUGGUUUUGUGCCAAACAACAACGCAUACUGCCUUGCGCAAACCCUGGCAUUGUACCUCUCGCUAUAUCGAUCCGUUGAAGGCGAAGGCGCAAAGUGCCCAUUCCCUGGUACUGAUAAGUCGUGGGUGAACAAGUACAACGAGUCUCCACAAGACAUGGUUGCGCAUUUUUCCAUCCACGCGUCUUUGAACCCGGACAAAACCGCAUCGCAAAGCUUUAACGUAGGCGGUCAGGAAGACAGUUGGAGCGGGAAAUGGCCGGUAAUCUGUGAUUACUUCGGGCUGAAGGGUACCGGACCUGAAGAGAGUUCACCCCAGCCGGGCGCGUAUAUUGACGCGCACAAGAAAGAGUGGGAGGAGCUGGAGAAGAAGCACAAUCUCAAGAAAGGGAGCGUCGAUAGCGAUAUCACGCAUCCAGGAUUCCAGUAUUUCAUCAUGACGAUGUUCGACUUCGACCGCCAGAUGAGCAUGGAAGCCUCGCACAAGGUUGGAUACACGGAGGAGAUUGGAACGAAGGAAACGUGGACGACUGCGUUCGAUCGCAUGAGGAAAGCGAAAUCUCAAUAUAUUACGAUGUUCCCAUCUGUGGGAGGCAUGCGAAACAGGAUGGUUCUAAAGGGCCUGGGCGUAGUGGCCUUUUUCUGCAUAGUAAUCCUGCUAAUGUCAAGCUUCCCCCACAAACGACCGGGCGCGAACCUCAACCUCCCUCUACGCAUACUUCCGCUCGGCGACUCGAUAACAUGGGGCGGGCGGCCGGGUGCAGACAAUGGGACAAAUGGAUAUCGCGCGCAAUUGAUCCACGCGCUUAUACGUGCGCGCUACGCUUCGGUGGACUUUGUCGGCACGCAGCGCUCUGGACUCAUGUCCAACAAUGACAACGAGGGACACCCAGGGGCCACAAUCAGCGAGCUUCAGGGGGUGAUGAAAGCUGGACUACAGAUGCGACCGAAUGUCGUCUUGCUGCACAUUGGCACAAACGAUCUGGCUCGUCCUGAAAGCCCAGAAGAGACGUGGGCAGAUGCACCGAAGCGGUUAGCAGGGCUGCUGGACGACGUGCUGGACAUGUGCCCGGAUGCUGCUGUGCUGGUUGCGAAAAUCAUACAGGCAGCGGAUACACAGACGAAUGACAACAUCAAGACGUUCAAUGACGCCGUGCCUGCGGUUGUGAAGAAGAAGCUUGAUCAGGGCUUCAAGGUUGCGGUUGUCGACCACAGCGUCGUCUUGCCCAAGGAAUUAGUUGACGGGCUGCAUCCGUCCUAUUCUGGGUACUUUCACAUGGGAAAUAUCUGGUCCGAUGCUGUCAAAGCUGCCAGUGCCCUAGGGGUCAUAACACCGCCUGUCGCGUUACACGAGACAUGA